This is a messenger RNA of Lotus japonicus, 492 nucleotides long. RefSeq lists its product as uncharacterized. The transcript has 2 exons. NCBI's taxonomy places the organism in Eukaryota, Viridiplantae, Streptophyta, Magnoliopsida, Fabales, Fabaceae. The record is from RefSeq and is a predicted model, not a curated record. Bases 1 to 492 code for a protein of 163 amino acids.
AUGUUACCUAAUGACGAUGACAGUGGUGGUGGUGGCAGCGACAAUGGUGGAGGUGAAGGUGGUGGCAGUAGCCGUGUUCAGAGUGGUGACACCGAUGGAGGUGGUAGUUCAAGUGGUGGUGCCAACGCGAGUGGUGGAGCCAAUGCCGGUGGCGGUGGUUGUGACGUUGUGGUGGUGGAGGUGGUGGUUGAAGUGGAUUCACCAAUGGUGAUGGAGGUGGAAGUGGUGGUGUUGGAGGGUAUUGGCAGAAGUGCAAGCAUAGUAGUGGUGGCGACGGUGGAGGUGAUGGUGGCAGCGAUGGCACAAAUGGAGGAUGCAUGCGGAGGUGAUGGCGGUGGAGGUGGCGACAAUAGUGGUGGCAGUGGAGGUGGCAACAAUAGUGGUGGCGGUGAAGGUGGUUGUGGUGGCAAUGAAGCUGGUUGUUGUGGCAAUGAAGGUGGUUUUGGUAGCGGUGGUGGCAGCGAUGUGGUGGUGUUAAUGUCGGGGUGGUGA